AUGACUUGGCAGGCCACUAACAAUGGGCAGUAUACAGUUAAAAGUGGCUAUCACUACCAGAGGAGUUUGAUUUCUGAAUUGGAGGGGGAAGCAUCGAGGAAACAUAGUGAAAAAGAUGUGUGGAAAAGACUUUGGAAGAUGAAGGUUGCCCCUGCUGUUAAAUUCUUUGUGUGGAGAGCAUGCAGUGACGCUCUCCCUAUCUCUGCAAGGGAUGUAUGGAGCCAAGGGUGCAUCAAGGUUCAAAAGAUGUCACACCACAACAACAUGUUCUUCAAUGUAUGGACCCUUCUAGUACAACAGCUAGAUCAAGCUGAAUUGGAGGAGGUGGCUGUAACUUUGAAAGGGAUAUGGACUAGAAGGAAUGAAUUCCUACAUGGCAAAGGUUUCAAACAUCCCACGAGCAUAACCCAAAUAGCAAGGAAUGAAGUCUCGUCCUUCCAUGAGGAAAACCAGUCCCAACUACCUGAGCAAUUGCAGAGAAGCCAGAGAGAAGUGAAGUGGCAAAAACCAGAAGCAGGAUAUUAUAAGCUAACUGGGAUGCGGCAUUGA
Molecule: messenger RNA, 549 nt
Organism: Carya illinoinensis
Lineage: Eukaryota; Viridiplantae; Streptophyta; Magnoliopsida; Fagales; Juglandaceae
Exons: 2
Coding region: 1-549 (182 amino acids)
Source: RefSeq, a predicted model, not a curated record